GCUCUUCUGUGUGGCAGCUCAGAAUGAUGGAUCAAGCCAGAUCAACAUUCUCCAACUUGUUUGGUGGAGAACCGUUGUCAUACAGCCGGUUUAGUCUUACACGGCAAGUAGAUGGCGAUAACAGUCGUGUGGAGAUGAAACUAGCUGCAGAGGAAGAAGAUAUUGACAAUAACGUGAGGGGUAAUCGUGCUCACGCCAAACGGAAAAGGCUUAAUGGAUUAAUCUGCUGUGGGACUAUUGCUGUAAUCAUCUUUUUCUUGAUCGGAUUUUUGAUUGGCUAUUUGGGCUAUUGUAAACGUGUAGAGCCAAAAACUGAAUGUGAGCAAACAGAGUCUGCAGCGGUAGAGACUGAAGAGGAAACUGAAGAGGACUUGCCUGAAGUAUCUCCCCACUUAUUUUGGUCAGACCUCAAAGCAAUGUUGUCAGAGAAACUGAAUUCGGCAGACUUCACCAAGACAAUCAGGCAGCUGAAUGAAAAUUCUUAUGUCCCUCGUGAGGCUGGAUCUCAAAAAGAUACAAACCUUGCUUUUUAUAUUGAAGAUAGAUUCCGUAAACUUCAAUUCAGCAAAGCCUGGCAUAAUGAACAUUUUGUUAAGAUUCAGGUCAAAAGCAGUGAUCCAAAUUCAGUGACCGUAAUUGCUACAAACAAUGGCGGGCCAUACCUCGUGGAGAAUCCUCAGGGUUAUGUGGCAUAUAGUAAGGCUACGACAGUUACUGGUAAAUUGGUCCAUGCCAAUUUUGGCACUAAACAAGACUUUGAGGCUUUAAGCACUUCUGUGAAUGGCUCUUUAGUGCUUGUUAGAGCAGGGAAAAUCACAUUUGCUGAAAAGGUUGCAAAUGCUGAAAGUUUAAAUGCAAUUGGUGUUUUGAUCUACAUGGACCAUACUAAAUUUCCCAUUGUUGAUGCAGAGCUUCCAUUGUUUGGACAUGCUCAUCUGGGAACAGGUGACCCUUAUACGCCAGGAUUCCCUUCUUUCAAUCAUACUCAGUUUCCACCGUCUCAGUCAUCGGGAUUGCCUAAUAUACCUGUCCAAACCAUUUCCAGAGCUGCUGCAGAGAAACUGUUUGAUUCUGAAAAUAUGGAAGGAGACUGUCCUUCUUCUUGGAAAACAGAUUCUUCAUGUAAGCUGGUAACCACACAGAAUAGGAACGUGAAACUCACUGUGAACAAUGUGCUGAAAGAGAUAAGAAUUUUUAAUGUCUUCGGUGUUAUUAAAGGCUUCGAAGAACCAGGUCGUUAUAUUGUAGUCGGGGCCCAGAGGGAUGCCUGGGGUCCUGGAGCUGCAAAAUCCAGUGUGGGAACAGCCCUUCUAUUGGAACUUGCCCAGAUAUUCUCUGAUUUGGUCUUUAAAGGCGGGUUUAAACCCAGAAGAAGCAUUGUCUUUGCCAGCUGGAGCGCUGGUGACUUCGGAGCUGUGGGUGCCACUGAAUGGCUGGAGGGAUACCUUUCCAGCUUGCAUAUAAAGGCUUUCACUUACAUUAAUCUGGAUAAAGCUGUUCUUGGUACCAGCAACUUCAAGGUUUCUGCCAGCCCAUUGUUGUAUUCACUCAUUGAGGAAACGAUGCAAGACGUGAAACAUCCAGUUACUGGGUUGUCUCUGUAUCGGGAUAGCAACUGGAUGAACAAAGUGGAGAAAUUUUCUCUUGAUGAUGCUGCUUUCCCUUUCCUUGCGUAUUCUGGAAUCCCAGCAGUUUCUUUCUGUUUUUGUGGGGCCUCAGAUUAUCCUUACUUAGGUACUACCCAGGAUACUUAUGAGGUACUGAAUCAGGAAGUCCCCGAGUUGAACAAAAUGGCACGUGCAGCAGCAGAAGUUGCUGGUCAGCUCAUGAUUAAACUUACCCAUAAUGCUGAAUUGAACCUGAACUAUGACAUGUAUAAUGAGAAAAUGCUUUCAUUUGUGAGGGAUAUGAACCAGUUCAAAACAGAUGUAAAGGAGAUGGGUCUGAGUCUACAGUGGUUAUAUUCUGCUCGUGGAGACUUUUAUCGUGCUACUUCCAAACUAACAACAGAUUAUAAGAAUUCAGAUACAGCAGACAGACUUGUCAUGAGGGAAAUCAAUGACCGCAUCAUGAGAGUGGAAUAUCACCUCCUCUCACCCUAUGUAUCUCCAAGAGAUGCUCCUUUCCGACACAUCUUCUGGGGCUCUGGCUCUCACACUCUCCAAGCUUUACUGGAGCACAUAAAACUGCGUCGGCAAGAUCGCAGUGCUUUUAAUGAAACACUGUUCAGAAACCAGCUGGCUUUAGCAACUUGGACUAUUCAGGAAGCUGCAAAUGCCAUCUCUGGUGACAUUUGGGACAUCGACAAUGAGUUUUAAAUGUGAUACCCUUAACUUAGGGUACCUGUGACUUGUGCUGGUUGUGCUAAAUUUUCAGUAGGGCUACAAAACCUAAUAUUGUUAAAGUUCUACCCAUUCAUCUCGGUACUACUAGAUGUCUUUAGGCAGCAGCUUUUAAUACCGGGUAGGUACCUGUUAAAGUGAAUAACCACUGAAAAGUGUUCAUGAAAGAAUGUUUUUCUCUAGAAUUUUAAGUGCUUUGUAAUGGUAACUGCCUCUUUUCUGUUACAGUUAUAAAAAAAAGUCAGAACCAGUUACAUGAACUAUUGCUCUAAAUCCUAAGGACAUGAACACUGAUGUCUCUUGAGUGGGAGGAGGAAGGUGGUGUCUGCUGCAGGUCAAACAUGGUAUUUCGUUUGAUGCCAAAUAGCAGAUACCAGGUUGUAAGAUCUAUGCCUUUAAGGAUUUAGCUGGUUUCCUCAUCCCUGGAUGAGACAGUUAACUUUCAAAAGAGAUGGGACUUGUUUUCUUGCUAAUGAGGUCCUUUAGCUGGAUAAAAUAAGGUUCAACUGUUUAUCGCAGGAGCAAGGCCUUAAUGUGUUAACCUCAAGAUCAUUUACAAAGAGAGGAGACCAGAAGCCAAAGACCUAGUAUAUUUUCUUUCCUCUGUCCCUUCCCGCAUAAGCCUUGUUUAGUUUUUUUGUUUGUUUGUUUUUUUCCAAGAUAUUUUGAAAGAGAACCAGUUUUAGGUGUUUAAUUUCAAGCUCAGUGUCAGACUUUAAAGAACACACUGCCAAAUUUUGGUCAAAGUGUUAAUUUUUUGGAAAGCUUCCUAUCAUUUUGGCUCAAGAUAUUUAUUGUUUAUUUAUCAGUGACAGAGUUCACUAUAAAUGGUGGUUUUUUUUAUAGAAGAUAAUUAUCGGAAGCAGUGCCUUCCAUAAUUAUGACAGUUAUACUGUCGUUUUUGUUUUGUUUUUUUAAAUAAAAGCAGCAUCUGCUAAUAAAACCCAACAGAUACUGGAAGUUUUGCAUUUAUAAUGGUCAAUACUUGUUUUAGAAAACAGGGUUUUAGAAAACAGCCUCAAAUAAAAAUUUAAAGCUAAAUAUUAGAGACUUAAAUUUAAUUAGGGAUUGCUAAUCAAGUUAGACUUCUAUUUAGCCAAGUAGAUAAAAACGGUAGUUUCCCUAAAGUACUGAGUUGUGACCAAGUUAUAAAUUAAUUGCACUUAAAGGCUGUGGUAGUACUCAUAAGCAAAAUUUUACAGCUCAGUUUAUCCAAGCUGUAACUUUAAUUCAAAAUUUGCAAAAUUUCCAGUACCUUUGUCACAAACCUAACUCACAUUAUCGGGAGCAGUGUCUUCCAUAAUGCAUAAAGAACAAGGUAGUUUUUGCCUACCACAGUGUCUAUAUCGGAGACAGUGAUCUCCAUAUGUUACACUAAGGGUGUACGUAAUUAUCGGGAACAGUGUUUCCCAUAAUUUUCUUCAUGCAAUGACAUCUUAAAAGCUUGAAGAUCGUUAGUAUCUAACAUAUAUUUCUAGCUCCCUAUAAUUCUCUAUCUUUUAGUUUUAGUUGCAGAACAUUUUGUGGUCAUUAAACAUUUGGUGGGUAAAUUCAACCAUGGUAAAAUAAAACUACUUCCUUCGAGAUUCUUUUUGUUGAUUCAAAGGUUGUUUUUAAACCUGAUGUGGUGUUACGUUACAUUUGUGGUUUCUCUGGGUCUUCUGUUUAGCGGAAUAGUAGCACACAUUUAUAAUGUUUGCUAUUGACAAAUGAAUUUAACUAUCCCGUAUAUGCAUGUUAUUUCCUAUAACCUUAGUUCAUUCAAGCUUGAAUCCUGAACUGACCUUUUAGCUUAAAGCAGGGGAAAUUUGCAUAGGAGGUCUGGGGGGGAGGGGGGAGAGAAGGGUGUGGGGAGCCAGCUUGCAAAAGGAUCUUUGAUCAUGCCUACCUACCUACCUAUUAGUACAUGGUGGUCAUACGUUAAAUGUAGAUGUGAACAAAUAAGUUUGAGGCUACAUGAGUAAAGACUUUGUUCUCUACUCAAACAUGUAAUCAGCUGUUUGUUAUCUGGGCAGUUCAAUAUUGUUACCUAAAAAAAUCCAUAGGGUCUCUUAAGGUUCUUUAAACUUGGUGUCACUUACCCAAGUUAAUAAUAGUUCUAGAUUAUUACAGCCUCACUGAAUUAUUUCACUACUGAGUCUGUUUAGUCUUUACAGUGUUUUAUCUGGAAUAAUAUUUAGUGUAGCGAAGUAAAAAGGUCAUUGCUGGGAUUCCUGGUUUGAGUAUCAUGCUUUAUCAUACUUUAAUAAAAGCUCAGUGACUUCAAGGAAUAAUACAAAUAAUGGGCAUACAUUUUACAGCAGUAAAUUGCUUUUAAAAGCUCUAUGUUUAAGGUUGAGUUAUUACCAAUCAAAGAGGUAGUAAAGGGCUUACUAUUCCUGAAUGAAAUGUAUAUUUGACUAGUGACACCUGCAGGUCUUCAUAUUUUUUUCUGGUUAUAGAUAUGUACAUUUCGAGGCUAAAGGAUAAAAGGAGUGAACUGUGUGAUGAUUCACUAUUCUAGAACUUGCAUAACCUUUACUGUGUUUCCUCUUUGAAUGUUCUUGAAAUUUUACUUGGUUAAAGAUGGCUUAAUUAAACUUCUCAACCUACUGCUCAGCUAUAUCUUUGUGAACAAGUGAUAUGCCAUUAUAAUUGUAUACGAUCUGAUAUGUGCAACGAUGUGGAUAUUCCUUAUCUUGUUUAAUAAAAUGCUUGAACACUGA
Myotis brandtii (Brandt's bat) is the source of this 5047-nucleotide messenger RNA. It is a transcript of the gene TFRC, whose product is annotated as transferrin receptor. Gene Ontology annotation, cellular component: external side of plasma membrane. The record is from RefSeq and is a predicted model, not a curated record. Lineage: Eukaryota; Metazoa; Chordata; Mammalia; Chiroptera; Vespertilionidae. Gene Ontology annotation, biological process: intracellular iron ion homeostasis; transferrin transport. Bases 24 to 2318 code for a protein of 764 amino acids. Gene Ontology annotation, molecular function: transferrin receptor activity. The transcript is spliced from 18 exons.